CAUUUGGGGUAUAUAUAGUCAUGCAUGGAUAUGUGUUAUUUGUUUUAGAUUAAUGGUAAAAAUGAGCUGUUGAGUAAUGUUGUUGCUGAUAGAAAACUGUUGAACUGCGCAGAGUUGAGCUCAGUCGAGUCUGGAACAAGGAGAGGGCAGAAAGCGGAGAUAUUGCUCUGGGUUUUAUUAUGCUUAAUUUGCUCAGUAUCUGUCUAUCAAACCGGUCGGAUCCAUGGUGAAGAGAAAGAAAACGUCGUCUAUUACAGAUGAGCAUGAAUUUGGCAUGACCACGGGCUCUAGGGAGGGGAUCGGUGUCGAUGAGGGCAGGAAUCCGUCUAAAAAUCCCGAAGGUUGUGACGAGGAGGAGAGCGGAGAGCAGGCGAGCGAAGAGCACAGUACAAAGGGAGACGACGGAGUGGAAAGUCUUAAUCCAUCAGCAACUGCUCUGAACCUGGGUCCAGCUCCCGUGCAUCCCGCGACUGAGCCGAACCGAACCGGACACAUCGCGACCCAGCAGCCACAUGCUCCAGCCGAGACCACGCAAACGUGCCCAGACCAACAUCAUUUUCUACGCUCAAGCGUCCGACCUCCAAGCAAACGCAUACGGAAGGAUUCAGUGGGCACGACCAUCAAUGGACAUGGCGGGGCAAAAACGAAAGGUGCAGAAAAUGGCUCUAAUCAAGUUUCAGUGGGACAGUCGGGGCCUGCGUCUAGUUCCUCUGGAGCAUCCAAAUCAACCAAGGGUCAGGCAUCUGUGGAGAAGGAUGAGGGGAACCAGAAGCGCGCCCGACGUCAGUGGGAGUCCUGGAGUGCAGAGGACAAGAACAGCUUCUUUGAGGGACUCUAUGAGUAUGGGAAAGACUUUGAGGCUAUCCAAAACAAUAUUGCAAUGAAAUACAAGAAGCGGGGCAAACCAGCAAACAUGGUAAAGAACAAGGAACAGGUUCGACACUUCUAUUACCGCACCUGGCACAAGAUCUCCAAGCACAUUGAUUUUGCCAAUGUGUAUUCUCGUGCCCUGAAAAAAUCCUCUCAAGAACUCUAUGGUCUCAUCUGUUAUGCAGAGCUCCGCAAGAAAGUUGGUGGAAUGAUGGAUGAUAAGAACGUGGCAAAGCUGAAUGAACUCAUUCAGCAAGGGGCUACAACCGUGCGCUCCAAGGGGAGGAACUUGAGGAUUAAGGCACCGAUGUGCCGAGCCCUGAAGAAACUUUGCGACCCAGAAGGUGUGAGUGAUGAAGAGGACCAAAAGCCUGUGCGCCUCCCCCUGAAGAUGGCAGUAGAGCUGCAGCCCCGCACCUCCUACUCCUGGGCCCGUGUGCAGAGCCUGGCACACAACCCUCGCCUCAGAAUGGUGGUGGAAUUGCACCGAAAAGUCUCCAGCCUCAUUGAGUAUUUGAAGCAGAAGUGGGCAUACCAGGAUCAAUGGAUUCUUAAGAGUCUCAUGGAACGAGAAGCUCUGGAAGGAGGUCAGUCUUCGGUGUCUUCCAGCAGGUCUCAGCAGGAUGAGCUGGUCCUGUACCCUGCGGAGAGCAGCACCUUGACCACACUGCCUGGAGUGGCACGUGUGGUGCACUCCAAAGCUUUCUGCACUGUGCACUGGUUGGAAAGUGGCAAGAAUCGUCCCAAUAACAAAGAGCUUCCUGCUGCUCAGAUACUUGGCAUUCACAGCUCCUCUUCACGCCCUGCUUCAAAAUCAGGAAAAGGUGCUGCUCCCACUGGAAGUGUGGCCUCAGGCGCUGCACCAGGAGAAAUCAAAAGGACUGAACCACACAUCGCCGAGGCAUCAUCUGAUCCUGCAAAGCCUGAAGAGAAGAAACCCCCAAAAACUCCUGUCCCACCUUCUCAUCUCCACGAGGAUGGCCACAGACAGUCUGAAGAGGACAAGGAGAAACCCACCAGCAUGGACACAAAUGGCAGCAUACUGGACUCUAAUGUGAGUGACAAGUUAGGUAGUAGCACUCAGAGCUCAGAACAGUGCAAAGAGGAACAAGGCAACAUGACGUCUUCUCCAGAAACUAACCGGACCCCUCCAGCCAAGCCCCUAUUACCCGAGGUGGGAGGGCCUAAAGAACGGACAGUGGAGCAGAUCCGAGAGGAGGGCUGGAGCUCCAGAGACCCAGACAGUGUCACUCUGGCUGAGCUGUACCUCAUGUUUGGAAAGCCCGGGAAGCUUCAGCUGGAGUAUGACUGGCAGCCCACUGCAACUCCUCCUCACAGCUCAGGGAAUGGACAAGAAGCAGUAAAACCCACGAGGAUGAACAGUGUGCUGCGAUGUCUGUUGAAGCUAGUGUCAUCUGAGGCCAAUCCUAAACCUCUGGUUCCAGAGAUGUGCUCCACUGCAACAUCACCGCUGAAAACCACCCAGGAGGAACAUCAAGCUGUCACUCCUCCAGGGAAAAACACUAUAGCGGGCGUACGUAGCCCUAGCUUUAGCCGACAACAGAGUGUCCGAGGGGGUAGGCUUCUGCACCCUAAUGCAGGUGGACGCAGCUUGUCACGCUCACUGCUGGGGUCUGACUCUGAAGGAGGGGUGUUUGCGGUGCCAACUACACUUCCUCCAAACAGCAGUCGCCACAAUAGAAUGUUUUCACCCAACAAGGAGGCUGAGCUGGCCCUGAAGCAACAGCUGGACUCUAUUAGUAUGCAGUCAGAUCUCUUCUUUUCAAGGCAGCGAAAACCUCGAAACAGACAGCUUCGCAAACCGCUUGUUGUUCAGCGAACACUUCUGCCCCGGACAACAGGAGACACCUCACAACAUGUCUGCUCUUUUUCAAUCCUUUCAACUAACUCCUCUGCCACAGGAACCGGUUCAUUCCGCCCAAUCCAAACACGCCUUACUCCUGCACCAAAACCCUCCACAUCUAAAUUCCCUGCAGCCACCACCUCUUCAACAAAUGCUACGCUUUCUAGUACUAUCGACUUGGCAGCCAAAUCUGCUGGCAUCAUUCCUGGGAGCUCUUGUCCGGACUUAAGUUCACCCUCUAUUGAGACCAGCCCUCUCCUCAGCACUGCCCCCCUCAUAGAAGCUCAACCCGAGUCACUGCUUCUUCAGGACCAUGCUCCAGAGAAUGGGCUACCUGCUCCCUCUCCUCCUGGAGCUGGGGGUGGGGACUCACUCCUGUCCCCGCCCAGCGUUGCCUCUCUCCUGGACAUCUCUCUUCCCGGUCCCCCUGAAGAGUCUCUGUCCACUGGAGAACCUCAAACGCACAUCAGUGACUCAAUCAUCGAGUUAGCGAUCAACUCUGCUCAUUUUGGUGAAGAAGAGGCAACGCUGUCCAAACUGACCAGCAGCGAUGGAUCCAAGCUGCUGGCUCCUUCUCCUUCCGUCAGCCCAUCCCGCACCUGGAUGCCCUCCCCCAGCCAUGACCCUCAGUGGUAUCCUAGUGACUCGACGGACUCCACGCUGGGAUGUCUACUUUCCAGUAUGGUCUCUCCUGAUAAGGGAAGAAGAACCACCCUCACCCCAUCUGGCCCCUCCAGCGGCACAGCUCUACUUGGCCCAAGCCUCCUGGACUGCAACUCCCAUGAUUCUUUUCAGUCUCGCGGCCUUCCUGAUGUAGCAGAAGUGGACACUCAGCUGGAAUGUAUGAUGAGCGAGAGCAGUGUGGACUACAUUGCCCGAUUCAAUGACCUGGCCCAAGAACUGGCUGUGACCGAGCCCCCCACUCCUCCCCCAUGAGAGGAGACCCACCAUGUACUGAAAAUACCAUCAUCCUUUGUGUGCUUCAAAUGUAGCACACUUAUCCCCUUUUAGAGCCACCCCUGUCCAGUCUGUAAGUGCAAUAAGAGAGGACAUAUACAGUAGUUUUUAAGCGCGUUAAGAGUGGGUGAACUAUUUAUGGUGCAGCGCUCUUUUUAAUGAUAAAUUUACAAACCUCAUGUACAGGAACAAUAAGACUAUGCCAUAUCAGAACAUUUUUAUUGUUUAUUCAUUGUGAAAGUGAAUGAAGUAGUAGGAGGUGGAAAAGUUCACCAAAAUGCGUAGUUCCGGUGGUCAUACACUUUUGGUUUAAAGGCGCACUAUGUAACUCUUCCGAUGGCUGCUCGUCUCCAUUGCGUUGCCUACAAUGUUCCACUGUAUAACAUUGAACUUAUCUCCAUGGAGACGGGCAGGUGACAGGCGAAGUUACAGGUCAGAUCCAUGGAAAUGCAAGACGGAUACGGUUGAUGCCAGAUUGUGGAACAUUUCAGACAAAGGAAUAUAAUCUCCAUGAAGACAAGCAGGUGGCAAACGCUCUUCCAGAAAAGUUAUAUAGUGCACCUUGACAAAAUUUCAUAAAUAAUCCUACUUUUUUUCAAUGUCUUACAAAUUUCAGCAAAUUUUAUUAUUUCAGUACAUACCAACAAACUACUCACAACACUCCGUCUGAUUUCAACUACUUAUUUACUACUGAAAUAUAUUAUCGAACACUAAAGCCAUAUCCACGCUACUGGUUUAGGCAGUGGACUCUAAUUAAUCCAUGUGAUGUCAUUCCAUAAAAUUCUGUAUUCAAAACCAGCCUUAUUUGAAUACACACACUACUGAUUACAUUCACAUCAGUAUGUUGUAAUGACUGAUUGUCUCACGCCAUACAUAGAAUUUUUAACAAAACGUCAAAAUGAAGCUCUUAUAAUUAAUUCUGUUUGAGUUUUGAUAAAGCUGUUGUAUGUAUGUACUAUAAAUAGUUGUCUUUGCAGUUUUUUUCCCUAAUUGAAGGAUUUUUUUGUAUAUUUGCAGUUCCAGUAUUCACCGCUUUUUGUAUCAUAAUGUAAAUUGUUGUUGGGGCUAUUUAUUACCUUCUGGGGAAAAAGUGUCUUCUGUCUGAUAAGAUAACUCCUUUAACAACAGUAAGAAUUUGGAUUGUUCAGUUUAUAUAAAAAAAAAAUCUUUUUAUUCUGUGGAUAAAGAUGUUAUAAAAGUGUCUUUGAAAGUGUUA
This is a messenger RNA of Periophthalmus magnuspinnatus, 4907 nucleotides long. It is a transcript of the gene cramp1, whose product is annotated as cramped chromatin regulator homolog 1. Gene Ontology annotation, molecular function: chromatin binding. Bases 224 to 3670 code for a protein of 1148 amino acids. The transcript is spliced from 20 exons. Gene Ontology annotation, cellular component: nucleus. Gene Ontology annotation, biological process: pattern specification process. The record is from RefSeq and is a predicted model, not a curated record. NCBI's taxonomy places the organism in Eukaryota, Metazoa, Chordata, Actinopteri, Gobiiformes, Gobiidae.